Trichechus manatus latirostris (Florida manatee) is the source of this 1059-nucleotide messenger RNA. RefSeq names its product stabilizer of axonemal microtubules 3 (gene SAXO3). The record is from RefSeq and is a predicted model, not a curated record. Lineage: Eukaryota; Metazoa; Chordata; Mammalia; Sirenia; Trichechidae.
AUGGCCGGUGGGACCCUAGCUCUGCGGUAUUGCUCCCUGUGGCCUCCCAUCUCCUGGACGGAGGUGCCUGGAUCCUGGUCCGAAAGGCACCUCACCAGCAGCGGUGUCGGCCACCGCAUUAUCCCAUCCGUGUCCUUUCCCUCGCCCACUGUGCAGGUGAAAGGACUCCGGCUCCUGGGCCAGAUGGGCUGGGGGCCCAAAUGCUUGUGUCUGAAGGAGGAGGGGCUGGUCCACGGUCGCGGAGCCCCUACCCCCGGCCGCAAAGCAAGGUCCGCACAUCUGGGCUUUCGACGAGGUCGUCAGCAGGUGGGAGACCACCUCGGGCUCGGCUCACGUGCCCAAGACCCAUGGCGGCCCCUGCGCGCAGCCCAAGGCCCCAGAGCCAGGGGACCCCAUGCGAACUGUGGGGAUCAAGGAUUUAGGGGAAAAGCUCAAACACAGAGGCUGGCGCCUCCCUCUGAUCACGAAGCACCACUGCAGCGAAAUGAGGGCGCAGUACACCGGCUGGCCCGACCUGGAUCCGCGCGCCACCUUUCACAUCGGGCCCCAACCCGGAGCUUGCGGACCACCACCGCAGAGGCCCUUCGCAGGAACUCCGAGCUGGCCGGCCAGCCUUUUACCGUAUCCGACCAGGGCAUCCUGGACCGCCAUCAGCUCUACCUGACCACCACGGCCGGCGACUUCCGCGCCUACCCGAAUGUCAACCCUCAGAAACCUGCGGAAGGAGUUGUCCAGAUACGCCUGCAAGGACUCGCUGACCUACUGGAGCUUCGAGGAGACGCCCCAGGCCUGGGGCCACGGCCCACAGCGGCCGCCCUGUCCGCGCUCCUCUCGGCCUCCCCGGCCGCCACGGAUCCGCGUGCCCCGCGUGCGCUGUCUCUGGCCCAAGAGUCGUAUAGCCCCCCACUGCACCCACUCCGCGGGCUCGACCGUUUCUGCCCGCUGGAGGCGCCCUGGGGCGGUCCCCACUGGAAGCCAGUGCCGGCCAUUCACAGCGUGCUGCAAGCCUACCGCACCGAGAACUCACACUACGGCAGCGGCAAGCCCGCGCUGGUCUAG